AUGAGUCCCAGUCGCGAUGGCGAGGCCGACGACCCCAACCUGAACUACCCGUCGCCAGGAGCUGAAGCCAUGGACGCGGGCCCUUUUUAUAAUUCCAACGGCCGAGAUGAUACCCAAGAACACCACGAGCAUUCCCACCAGCAUGUCGACGGUCACGUAGACGAUCAAGGCCAUCUUCAUACAGAAGAGCAUCCACAGCAUGAUUCGCGACCAGAGAACUUGGAGGAGUUGCAGCUCGCGGCACAGCUGGGUCAAGGUUUGGCAAGUGCGGACAUUUUGCCAGCGACUGAUCCCAGCAUGAGCGUUGAUGAGACCGGCCUGCGUAGCAUCAUGCCUCAUCCCGAACCUGAUCACCACACCCCAAGCUAUGUGCACGACACCCCUCCCUCGGACCACAUGGUUCAGCACAAUAUGCAGGUGCCUGUCGGUCCGCCCAUCUCUCAGUACAACCUGGGAGGUGGCGUGCCGCCUAGGAAACGAUCCAAGGUCUCGCGUGCUUGCGAUGAGUGCCGGCGGAAAAAGAUCAAAUGCGACGCACAAUCCGACACUGGCGAGACUGCAUGUUCCAGUUGCGGGCGGGCUUCCAUUAACUGUCUCUUCAGUCGCGUACCGCAGAAAAGAGGUCCUAGCAAAGGCUAUAUCAAAGAGCUUGCCGAUCGAAUUAACAGCAUCGAGAGCAAGCUUGAAUCUGAUGGUGGCAUGCCGCAAGAUGAAAUUGACAAGCUCUUCAGCGCGGAGCGCCAGCGCGGCACAAACGGGACUGCCACCGUAGACGAUGCUAAUCGUAAGCGUCCGUAUUCGAGUAUCUCGAAUGAUUUCAGCACCUCAGCCCCCAAUCGCCAAGCACCUUGGGGAUCAGAACCCCGAUCGAUACCCCCGGAACCCGCACAGUCGGACACUUACUAUCACAACGCAUCUCUGGCACCGCAGCCCUCUGCUCUAAAUGACACGCCCUCAAAGCCCGUGGCCGAGGACGUCGGCGACAUCACCAUGGAGGACGGUGAGCAUGUCCCAAACAUUGACGAGGGCGUGCUCAACGACUUCCUCAACUCGGUACAACCCCUUUACCCCAUCCUCGCCACCACCAAGACGCGCCAACAGGCGCUGCUGGCGCACUGCCCCCUGACCGUUCGGACCGCCUUCGAGAUUGCACUGCUCGCUGUGGGCCAGAGCACGGCGGGCGACGUUCAGCAGGCCAGCGCGCUGCUGCACGACUGGGAGAGCAGCGAGGUGCCGCGCACGCGCGCGACGGAUAUUGUGCACGCGCAGACGCUGCUGCUGCUCAUCAUCGAUGCCGACUGGCGCUCCGUAUCGACGCUGCCGUUUUUGCUCUCGCGCGCCGUCGGGCUGGCCAACAGCAUGAAGCUCUGGAAGCUGCCGGCCGUGGACCCUGCUGGCGAGACGGACUCGGACGACGCCCUCUCCACGCGCAUCUGGUGGUCGCUCAUCGGCAUGGAUCGGUGGUACGCUGCUGGCACGGGAAAGCCGGCUCAGAUUCCGGACAAUAGUGUUGUGGCCCCGCCAGGACUGGACGCAAUCCUGGGAGACACCUGCUUCUAUUUUACACGUCUGUCCAAGCUUCUCAACCGGAUAUCCUAUGUCAUUUCCAACCUCCCGGCCGGCGUCGCCACCGCCGACGUGCCCAUGGCGGCCAUACUGGCGGACUAUAUUGAAAACUACCGUGAGGACCUCCCCGCGCGCAUGGACGCGGGAUCGUUCCCCCUCAUCCAUCUCGCCUACUGGCACUGCCGACUCCUCGUCACGCUCCUCACGCCGGGUUCGACAGCCACGGAGACGCUCUGGCCGACCAAGGAGGUGACGCUGCUGCUGUUGGCAAGCCCACACCUGCGCAGCCCGCUCGUCAACCACUACGUCUCGCUGGCCGCUAUGUCCCUCACGACGCUGUCCAAGUCGGAGCGCACGCGUGACGAGGCCCUGGCGCUCGCGCGCGAGAUCGUUGAGGUCGGCGGCAACCACUGGGCCGGCGUGCGCGACCGUCUCGCCGAGGUGACGCGCCCGAUGUCGUCGUCGGCGGCGGCGGACGCGGCGGCCGCCAGCCAGAGCCUGCAGCAUCUCGCGGACCUCGCGACCGCGCACGAGGGUGCGGCCCCUCCGGAAAGCGAAGCGGCCGCCGCCGCCGCUGCGGCUGCUGCAGCGGUGGCGGCAUCUCUCGCCACGGGAUACCUGGAACUUGCGUGA
This is a messenger RNA of Cordyceps militaris CM01, 2199 nucleotides long. RefSeq names its product Fungal transcriptional regulatory protein. The coding region runs from base 1 to 2199 and encodes 732 amino acids. Gene Ontology annotation, cellular component: nucleus. Gene Ontology annotation, molecular function: DNA-binding transcription factor activity, RNA polymerase II-specific; zinc ion binding. The record is from RefSeq and is a predicted model, not a curated record. The transcript is spliced from 3 exons. NCBI's taxonomy places the organism in Eukaryota, Fungi, Ascomycota, Sordariomycetes, Hypocreales, Cordycipitaceae.